Molecule: messenger RNA, 1719 nt
Organism: Dictyostelium discoideum AX4
Lineage: Eukaryota; Evosea; Eumycetozoa; Dictyosteliales; Dictyosteliaceae
Exons: 2
Coding region: 1-1719 (572 amino acids)
Source: RefSeq, a predicted model, not a curated record
AUGUCAAAUAGUAAUAAUAUUAGUAGUGAUAGCGAUAAUAAUAAUAAUAAUAAUAAUAGCAGUGGUACCAAUAGCAAUAGUAAUAGCAAUAGUAAUAGUAGUUAUAAUAAAGAAGGAGAAUUAAAAUCACCAUAUGAAAUAUUAGGAAUUGAAAAAACAGAUAAUGCAUCAGAGAUUAAACAAGCCUAUAAAGUAUUAGCAUUAAAAUAUCAUCCUGACAAGAAUCCGCAUGGUGUCGAUAAAUUUCAAGAGAUUAAUAAAGCCUAUCAAAUCUUAUCGAAUCCCGAUACUAAAUUAUUCUAUGAUUCAUUUGGUUAUGAUGGUUUAAUGUUUAAUCAACUUGGUAAUAAUGUUGAUAGUAAAGGCUCAGAAUGGUUAAUAUCAAUUUCAUUUUGUGUUAUAUCCUUAAUAAUUGAUCACUUUUUUACAAUUUAUAUAGAAUGGAUAUUUGUAUCAUUAUUUAUAUUAUAUUUUUUAUUUUUAUCUAGAUCACAAUUAGAAUUAUUAUUUUUUGUGUAUGUUGGAGGUGCAAAUUUAUUAUUAUAUUUUAUAUUACCAACUAAAGCAUUACCAUUCAUAACCAAUUUCAUAAUUUAUGGUAUUGUAUUCUUAUGGCCAAAUAUUAGGAAAAAGAAUUCAUCAAUCACAGUUACUUUAUGGUUUUUUGUAAUGUUUUAUGACUCAUUGAGAGAGAUCGAUAUAAGUAGUGGUUAUCCAAUGUUUUGGAGAUUAUUAAGUUUGAAUAUUAUGAUCUUUGGUAGUAUCAUAUUGUUGUUAUUAGGAAUUUAUGUAUUCAAGAAACCAGAAACAGGUCCAUCAUUUUAUUCAUCGAUUUUGGCAUUAAUUUUCACAUCAUUAAAUAAUUCCGAAUUGGAUAUUAGCAUCUAUUUAAUAUUUUGGGGUCCAAUUUGGUUUUUAGAUUUCCUAUCAGGUAGAAGAAUCGAAUGGUUAAUUCCACCAGCUUUCUCAAUUGUAAAGUUAAUUCUAUUCCAAUCUUCACCUUUUAAAAUAGCAUUACCAUUGAUUCUUUCGGCAACUGGUGUUUACUAUUUCAUACCAUCAAGAAUCUAUCAAUUCCUAUCGAAUUAUAUCAUUCAUUUCUUAUUUCAUAUGGUAAUUUAUAAGGCAAAUUUAGCAUUAAUCAACAAUAAAGAGAAUUUAGAUAUCGAUCAAAAAUCAAAACUUUUAGUUGAGAAAACUGUUAAACAAUUCUUAACUGGUUUCAUAUUUUUAGUUAUUCAAUACUUUUUAAAUUUUUCAACUGGUGAAUGGUUAUUCAUUGGUUCCCUUAGUUUAGGUUAUUCAUUAUUAAUUAUGGCUGAAUUAUAUUUCUUUUCAUUCUCAUUAGAACAAUCAAAUGAUUCUGCAAUUCAACCUUAUUCUUCACCACCUUCGCCUUCUUCACCAAUUCAACAACAACAACAACAACAACAACAACAACAACAACAACAACAACAACAACAACAACAACAACAACCACAGCAACAACAACCCCAAUCACCUUCAAAAUCAUCUUCCUCCUCUUUUUCAUCAUCAUCAUCAUCGAGCUCGAGCACCAGUGCAUUAAUUAAAGUUUGUCAAACUUGUUUUAAAAAGAAUGUUCCUUUAAAAAAAUGCUCAAAAUGUAAAAAGGUUUAUUAUUGUUCAAAAGAAUGUCAAAUUAAAAAUUAUAAAUUCCAUUUACAAAUUUGUCAUUCUCCAAAUAUUGAAAAUAAAUAA